AUGAUUAAUCUCGAUAAAUCCACGGUCUCUUUCAGCCCGAACACGAAGCAGAGUGAUAUUGAUGGGGUGCUUGAACAGCUUGGCAUUCGCGAAACACAGGGGCACGCCAUGUACCUCGGCUUGCCCACGGUCAUUCUUAAACAGAAGAAGAUCCAUUUUGAGUAUUUGCGUGAUCGGGUUUUUAAGAAACUACAUGGUUGGGAUAACAAAUUCUUUUCAGCGGGAGGAAAAGAAGUUCUCAUUAAAUCGAUCCUUCAAUCCAUCCCUACCUAUGCCAUGGCGUGUUUUCGAAUACCGAUGGGGAUUUGCUCGGAUAUAGAAAAGGCAUGCUGCGAUUUCUGGUGGGGAGUGAAUGAUAAUGGGAAAAAUAUGUACUGGGCUUCCGGAAACUGA
Salvia miltiorrhiza (redroot sage) is the source of this 393-nucleotide messenger RNA. RefSeq lists its product as uncharacterized. The coding region runs from base 1 to 393 and encodes 130 amino acids. Lineage: Eukaryota; Viridiplantae; Streptophyta; Magnoliopsida; Lamiales; Lamiaceae. The record is from RefSeq and is a predicted model, not a curated record. The transcript has a single exon.